Messenger RNA from Orussus abietinus, 5264 nucleotides. RefSeq names its product serine/threonine-protein phosphatase 4 regulatory subunit 1. The coding region runs from base 734 to 3469 and encodes 911 amino acids. Gene Ontology annotation, molecular function: protein phosphatase regulator activity; protein binding. The record is from RefSeq and is a predicted model, not a curated record. Gene Ontology annotation, biological process: protein dephosphorylation. The transcript is spliced from 12 exons. NCBI's taxonomy places the organism in Eukaryota, Metazoa, Arthropoda, Insecta, Hymenoptera, Orussidae.
CGCGCGACCCGACGCGUCCCUCGCGGAUCCACCGCGCCGUCCGCCGCAUCGAUCGCCGCCAUGGGCCUCGGAAGGUGCUCGUCGCCGGUGUACGCGGGUGUGGACGCGCGUUUCUGGCCGCCUCGGCAGGGCCGAGGGAAGGCGUCCUACCCUAGGUCCCGAGGCGUCGCCGGCGACGGCGGCGCUCUCCUCGCGAGACGGGCGGGGCGCGGACGGCGCGGACGGCGCCCGCCGAGUCGUCCUUCUUCGCCCUCCGAGAAGGUGAAACUCGACCUCCGCGCUCGCCUUCCGUCGCCGGGACGCUCCCGCCCGGUGUCGCCUUUCCGUUUCGUUUACGUCGCGACGGACGAGCGAGGGCGACCUCCGGAGAGGCCGACGAGGAAGCCUCCCGAGGACGCGCCGAGGUCCUCGAAGGUCCUCGCUCGCGAGGUCGCCGGGAAGUCAACGACCUCUCGGUGCCGCGUCCUCCGACCUUCGCCAUGGAUACGGGAGCGAUCGAUGCGGGGCAACGUCCUUGGGGACUCGCCUCGAAGGUUAAGGUGUGACCUUGAAACCGGGGAGACCCCAGGACGAGAGGACGUCGCCGGUCCGCUCUCCUUCUCCCUUGACGUCCUUCGAACCGCCGUCGAGGCGACGGACCCGAGGACUCCCUGAACGACGGUUCGCUUCCUCGGAGGUGUGGUGACGAUUCGGUGGUUCCGCGAAGCCCGACCCGUGACCUCGACUCCGGGACAUGUGGAUACGUGAAGAAAACCGCCGCCGUCGACGAGGACGACCGGUCCGGAGAGCUAUGGAGGACGACACCGAUGCCACGAGCGGGGACGGCGGGGGCGACGUCGGCGUCGACAGUGGCGGGGGCGGGGGCGGGGGUGGCGGCAACGGCAACGCCAACGGCGGCAACAACGGGGGUGAGGAGCAGGGCCUCGAGCAGCUGUCGGCGGUGGCGAGACUGAAGCAACUAGCCCUCAGCAAAACCGGAUACGAACGGUUGAUGACCGGCCGGGUCCUGGAGGAGAUCUUCAGGAGCGCCGUCGACUACAUGACCGAACUCCCCAUCGACGAGAUCAUGGAGCCCGUUCAGAGCAUCAUCAAGGAUUCCGAGGUGACCGUGCGCUCGGAUCUGAUAGAGAUGCUCCCCCGAGUCGCCAUGAUCUGCCAGGAAGCGCCCGGGUUGUUCCCCAACUUCGUGAGCCACCACCUCUUGGGGAUCGUCCUGAAGUACCUGCGGGACUCGGAUAACCAGGUGCGACAAGCGGCGCAGGCGGCCCUGCUGGCCCUCCUGGAGCGGCACCUGCUGGACAAGGACUCGAUAGAGCACGUCGUCUGCCCCGUCCUGAUGGAGCUGUCGCAUCAGGAGGUGGAGUUCAUAAUAUCCUCCAUCGCCCUCAUGAGCAAGAUGGCGCUGCUCGUAGGCCGGGAGUUUACGGAACGGGUGUUCCUGGACCGGUACGUUGUUCUCUGCUCCCACGUUAAGUUCCUCGCCAGGAAAGCCUGCGCCAUCCACAUCGGAGGAUUCUGCGCCGCCGUUGGAAGGGAAGUCGUGGAACUCGUCCUGCUGCCGAAGUUCAUCCAACUGUGCAAGGACGACGUGUGGGGGGUGCGCAAGGCCUGUGCCGAGGUCAUAGUCUCGGUCUCCUACCACGUCUCGCUGGCCCAGCGUCGCUCGAUCUUGGCGCCGAUAUUCGCCACGUUUCUCAAGGACGACUCCAGAUGGGUCCGGAUAUCCGCCUUCCAGAUGCUCGGUCCCUUCAUCUCGGCAUUCGCGAACCACUUCACCGGGCUCAAGUACAACCAGUGCGGCGAGCUCGUCUUCACGAAUCAGCAGGGUGCCGAGCUCAGGUACAACGUGAUAUCGUACUCGCCCUCGGUGAUGGACGAGUCCUGCCAACCGACCAUGCACCAGCCCUGCGACGAGGACGAGGAGGAGGAAGAGGAGGAAGAGGAGGAGGACACUCGGGAGAAACCUCGACAGACCGUGAUAAUCCAGAACCAGUCGAGCCCCUCGGAAGAGGUGUCCAUAGAUGUAUGUAUGGCGAACACCCGUUACCAAAAGUCGUUCCGCUCCAGGAGGAAGGUGGAUAAGAGUCAGCACUGGAGCGACCCCAGGAGCGACCUGCAGCCGGCUACCGAGCUCGACAAGUUCAACCCAUUCCUCUACUAUUACGUGUCGCCGGAUCUGCCGCUGGAUCUGGACCUACUCAGGGCCUGGAAACCCAACAGGGACCCGAAGCCUCGGUGGAAGACGAACGCCGGGUCGAAAAAGUCUGCGGAAGAGGAGCGGAAGAAGUCGGAGAAGGGGGACGAUGCCGCCAAGGCGAAAGAGGAGGACCCCAAGCCGACCAACCGCUCUGAGGAGGAGAACCCUGCCAGCGAGGAGGAGAACGACUCGAUCGGUCCACAGGACACAUCCGAGGUGCUCAACGAUACCGUGGACAUCGGUAACGUCUCCGUAGAUAAGAACCUUACCUUCAAGAUCGUCACACCAAUGGAGGUGAAAUUGGACGACAUGAGUCAAAACGUCGUGCCGAGGAUAUUGAUAGACUUCUUCGCGUCCAUGGCCGACUCCACCCAGACGGGAGAACUCGGAGUGGACGUGUCCCAUCAUUGCGCCUUCACGUUUCCGGCCGUGAUGCUAACAUUGGGCAAGAAGAACUGGCCCCUUCUUCGGCACGCCUACUACUCGCUGGCCAACGCGAUGCCCUGGAAGGUACGGCGCACCCUGGCCUCCGGCAUCCACGAGAUAGCGAAGAUCCUCGGCGAAGAGCUGACGGCGAGUGAUCUACUGCCCAUUUACGACGGCUUCAUCAAGGAUCUCGACGAGGUGCGAGUAGGCGCCUUGGAGCACUUGGCGACCUUCCUCAAAGUCCUCAGCCCGAAGAAGAGGACCGAGUACUUGCCGAGGCUUAACGACUUGUUGGUCCCGGACAAUCAGUGGAAUUGGCGGUUCCGGGAGGAGCUGACCAAGCAGCUCUUGGAGAUCGUGUCUCUGCUCGAUCCUUACGACGUGGCGCACGACAUCGCUUAUUUGGCCUAUCACCUCCUUGUCGAUAACGUCGCUGCCGUCAGACACGCGGCUAUCUCCUUGGUUACUCAUAUACUCUACUACCUCUCGGACGAUCGGGAUCUGGGGACCAAAGUGAUCCACGAGCUCUGGGACCUCUUGAUCAACCAUCCCGAAAAGUGGACUCGCCGGCAGACUUACGCCCUCGUCUGCGCCGAUUUGCUCGAAACCACGGCCAUCACGGAGGAAAUGUUCGUCAAGGAGAUGUUGCCUCACCUGAUGAAGCUUUCCAUGGACACGGUGCCCAAUGUCCGGCUCGUCGUAGCCAGGACGUUGGCCACGCAAGUCUGCAAUAUUUGCCCCGUAGUUUUGCUGGAGAAGGAUGCGUAUGCCGUCAGGGAGAGGAUACUACUGUUACGCAAAGACCCGGAUCGCGAUGUUCGCGUCUUGGCUGGAGGUUGCGAGUAGGAACUCGUCGCUCGAGAAUAACACGGUCUACGACGUGCAGUGAUCUCGUCUCGUUGCUCGACCGUCGAAGAGUCGGCGUGAGCGAUUGCAAUGGAAAGGAAGAAAAAAGGAAACGAACCCGCGUACGUUUAGGAGAACAGGAUAAAUGUCUGUCGGAAAUGCGUGUACUAUAAAAUGACGCGCGCUUGUAACUCUACGUAUUCUACGCAGACGUCUACCCUGUUUUUAUAUCGUGUCUAGGCCCAUGACUGCAUCGUCCUCAAGACACUGGAGCGACCUUCGUAAGAGUUCCGCAUCGAACUAUCCGGUCCUCUUCCGCGUUUUCUCCUCUUUUCUGUCUUGGAUUUAUCGACGCGUCUCGUCGAGCAGAUUUUUGUUAAUGUUCCUCUGCUUGCAAGAUCGAGAAGCGGAGACAGGGACAACGAUGUCUAUCGCCUAAGGUAUGGACCGUUCGAGCCGUGAAAUUCCAGGCUUUCGCGUAAAGAAAUUGCGUAAACACCGCAUAGGGCGAUGCGAACUCGAUGAAACGUUUUAAUUGACCGUUGCGCUUCUGGAAUGUCAUUUGGAAGAUUUCCAGAAGCUAACGGAUGUGCGCAAAGAGGUAAAAACGGAACGCAUAGGAUCUUUAAUUUGAGGGCCAACACCUGUUCAGAAUGGAAUGUCCGUUGUGCCGCGAAAGGGUCUCCUGUUCGAUAUCUUAUAUCGGUUAUUGUACGGACGUACGGUUGCAAACAGGUCUAACGUCGAUACAGGGCAAUGUGCCGAUCUUAAACGUAACGAAACGAUGAAACACCAAUUUUGUAUUUCUUAGUUAAAUGGCUUGGGUGAGCGACGCGCAAUGCCGGCAUUAAGUGUCGCAUAACGGGCGGACGUCUAGUGUACCUCGAUGUUACGAUAAGAAUGUCCAGUGCCUUUUGUUGGCACCGUUUUACAUCGGUUGUCCUGAGGGAAGCACCUUAAGAGUUGGGCAUACGAAGUUCUCAACUUGCGAGCCACCGUCGUAAUGGGAGCAAUGGGUCGCGAUUAAGGUGCCAAUAUGGCCAUCUCCGUCCACCCGAAGCAACCUUUCCCUCUCGCGUUCGCCUAAAAAGGAAGAGGUUUUACUUAAUUGCAUCCGAGAUGCAUUUCUUCGAUGAAAUACGUUUUAAUCUAGAGAAGUUCGAUCCUUUCCUUUCCUUUGUACGUCUGCUUUUACGGACGAUUGCCUUGUAAAUGCUCGCGGUGAAUCCGGAGGUGCGGACAUUUGGUUCGAACGACGCGAAAGAGUUCAAGUUUAAAGAGCGAAUGGUAGGACGAGAACUCCAGAGAAUUAAAUUUUUCUCGGGGCAACGAUACGUAUAAAGUAGGAAGGAACGAUUCGGUGCUGCGCGGAAAUAGUCGCGCUCUACGUGAAUCUGUUCCUCCAGCAAUGUACAUUAUACAUUAUACGUGGGUUUGUUAACCACGCGGAUGUCGCCAUUUUGAAAUUUUAUACGCAGAUGCUAGUUACGACUUUAUUGCCAAGCGACACCAAGCAAACCCGUGUCGGUAUAACCACUCGCGAAUGUCCCUGGACACAUACAUAACCCUGUCGUAAACAAUUAUCGUUAAGCGAAACGCGAAAUUGACGUUUCAUCGAGAACUACGUCAUUCGGUGGUGCCGAGUCGUCUUUUCCAUCCGGCCACUCUUGUCGAUCAACAAUUGCGACGAUAGUGGCCCUUGAGUUAGGAGAAUCGAAGAUAAAACGAAUAUUGUGUAUAUUGUGUAUUUGGUAAUGAGUUCAACAUGCUAAAUAAACAGCAAAUCGAUUUGUUA